This is a messenger RNA of Symbiodinium necroappetens, 808 nucleotides long. NCBI's taxonomy places the organism in Eukaryota, Dinophyceae, Suessiales, Symbiodiniaceae. The record is from the annotation of a GenBank genome assembly.
GCGAUUGUUCCAUCCAAAUGUGAACGGUGAAGGGGGCAUCUGCCUCGAUAUUUUGAACGAUCCGACGCUUUGGUCGCCGGCAAUUGGCUUAGAGAAGCUGCUUGUCAGCGUGGCAUCGUUGCUGAGCGAACCUCGAGUAGAGCACGGCUUGAAUGACGAGGCUCUGGCCUUGCUGCGCUCCGAGCCAGAAGCCUUCAAUAAGCGCGCGCGGGCGCGGGCGCGUGUGGGGUUGGCCGCCGACGCCGAGUCGGAGCCAACCUUCCCUGCGGUCCCUGCGCCGGGAGUUCCUGGCCCUCUGCCUGCGACCGCGGCCGGUGUGCUACCAGGAGCUGCAGAGGGGCCCCAGCCGCCUCUAAAGAUCGGGAUGCAUCGCAUGGGAUCUGCUGGGAAUGGUGGCAUCCGGAAGGAGCUGGGUGUCGACCGAGCAGGCGAGCCACCACCAACAAGCCGAGCCUUGGACAAAGGAGGUGAUUGGCAGAUGGGGAACGACGAUGAUUGCAGUGCUGACAAGUCUCCUUUGUGGAUCUUGAACAAGGCCAAGAAUCACAUCGGCUAUGGCUUCGACGGACGGGUGAAUCCUGGCGAGGUGCAGGUUUCCGCGGUGUCCGGCGAUACUCCCGACUGGUUCGUCGGACCCAGGACCUUCGAAGGCCCCUUCCACUGCAAAUCCGUUCCAGUCCGGCGAUGCCCAGACGUCCACUUCAGACCAGAUGGCAAGAUGCUCUACACCGUGAAGACCUAUCAUCAGGGUGGCUUCCUCGACACCAGCGAGGUGCACCAAGUGAUCGACACCAAAGGCCGACCUUGA